AUGCAUAAGGAAGAUAGACCUUAUGAAUGUACAGAGUGUGGAAAAAUGUUCCCGGGAAGCUCAGAUCUAAUUCGUCAUUGGAUAAUUCAUAUUGGAGAGAAACCCUAUGAAUGUAGAGAAUGUGGGAAAGCCUUUAGGCAAAGGGCACACCUUGUUACACAUCAGAAAAUUCAUACUGGAGAGAAGCCCUAUCAUUGUAAUGAGUGUUGGAAAGCCUUCAGGCAGCAUUCCCUCCUUCUUCAACAUUAGAGAAUCCAUAGAGGUGAGAAACCCUAUGAAUGUAAGGAAUGUGGAAAAACCUUCAUCUGGCACGCAGCUUUCAUUAAGCAUCAAAGACUGCAUACUGGAGAGAAACUUGAAAAAAAUGAGAAAAUCUUCAGGAAGAUUGAUUUGCAUAGGGAAGAGCACAAAGAGAAUAUUUAUCAGUGUAAUCAGUGUGGCAGAACUUUCCGAAGCAGCUCAGAUCUCAUCAGACACCAGGUCAUUCAUUCAGGAGAGAAGCUAUAUGAAUGUAAAGAAUGUGGAAAAACUUUCAGUCAGAACUCUGACCUUAUGAGACAUCAUAGAAUUCAUAGUGGAGAAAAACCUUAUGUGUGCAAUAAAUGUGGAAAAUCAUUUAGGGGCAGCUCAGACAUUAUUAAACACCAUUAUGUUCAUACUGGGGAGAAACCCUAUAAUGAAUGCUCUGAAUGUGGGAAGGCUUUCAGUCAGAACUCACACCUCACUAGUCAUCAGAGAAUUCACACUGGAAAGAAACCCUUUGAAUGUAGCAACUGUGGAAAGGCCUUCAGUGGGCACACAUCUUUUCUUGAACAUCAAAAACUUCACACUGGAAAUGAAUUGGGGGAACCUGAGAGAAUCGUCAAAUAG
This is a messenger RNA of Chrysochloris asiatica (Cape golden mole), 870 nucleotides long. RefSeq names its product zinc finger protein 594 (gene ZNF594). Gene Ontology annotation, biological process: regulation of cytokine production; negative regulation of transcription by RNA polymerase II; regulation of immune system process. NCBI's taxonomy places the organism in Eukaryota, Metazoa, Chordata, Mammalia, Afrosoricida, Chrysochloridae. The record is from RefSeq and is a predicted model, not a curated record.